Molecule: messenger RNA, 5288 nt
Organism: Haliotis rufescens (red abalone)
Lineage: Eukaryota; Metazoa; Mollusca; Gastropoda; Lepetellida; Haliotidae
Exons: 17
Coding region: 143-3097 (984 amino acids)
Source: RefSeq, a predicted model, not a curated record
CAUUGCAAAUCGUUUAUAAAAGGCCAGUGUUAUAUCAACCAAUCUAUCUGCAUGUGUCACGUGUUAUACACUUGAAUGUUCUUCCUGGUCCUGUCCCACGUUGUUUUAGGUGACACUGUGAUCAGCUCUGCCAGAUGAUAAAAUGUCUGUUCAUAGCUUCGUCGCCCUUGGUUCUUGUUUUAUGCUGAUAUUUGGUUUUAGCACAGGACUUCGAGAAAAUGCCACUAACGUGGUUACGAGGACAACGUAUUCCCAGGUGAGAUACACAACAAAGUGCGGUACAUGGGGCUGGAGUCGUUGCACCAGAUACAGGCGGGGGUCGUCUAAAACAUUCCACUGCAGGACUGGGUACAGAUCAACUGACAAUAUUGGGUGUCCACACGCGUGCACCGCCAUCAGCAACUGUGACCUAGAGACGUGCACCAGCAGCAGCAACCAGGUGUGUAGUCGCUGUGAGGGGGUCGUGUCGGAGCAGGCAGGACACAGGGCAUAUGUGAAAUCUUCAACAAGGAAAUCUUGCAUACAGGCGUGUUCCUGGCGGAGUGACAGCACCUGGUGUUAUCCCGGGACCUGCAGGAACGAGUACGCCAGCAACUGUGCCUGCUCCAGUGGAUUCACAGGGAAACACUGUCAGACAAUUACAGCGAAGCCCACGAUAAACUCCAACCUCCUACGACUGACCGCCAGUAAUGGGGACGUGGCCGAGGCACCUCCCAACAUCAGCAAUGGUCCAUCUCAGUCCACCAGCUGGUCCAACAUCAACUCCCCAUCCAGCAUAUACUACAAGUUCACAGCCGAAUAUAGAACAGCUCCUCCUGCCAGACAUGCCUUCGUUGAACGUUUCACAGUGGGCAUUGUUGGUGGUAAUACUUCCUUCAAACUAAGAGGUCAAAUUGCCUCCUUUCCAUGUGGAGGAGUCAGCAGCAGCAGCCCGAACACAGGCCCGUACACCUGUGAGUUAAGCAGAUCAUGGGCGUCUGUACUACAUGUGCCUCUACCCUUGCAACACAGAGAUGUCAUUGAGAUAUCCAACAUGGCCACCAAUGGAGGGUAUGUAAAGAUCCGGAACAAGGAGAGUAACACACUAGCAACCCACUACUACAUCGGUGCUACACAGACCCACACCCUUACUAUGACCAUAGACCUGGUGGCUCCCUAUCACUGUACUGGUUCUACUGCCUGUGUUGGCAGCAUGUUGUCAGCUCCCAAUGUGAUCACAGCUCCGACAGUGAACCUCCGCUGGGGUGGCUGGUCAGAUGCUGAUGCAGGUGUUGACCACUUUGUGAGGGAGGUGUAUGAACUCAGAGCUGUUGGGGAUGAACUCAGAGAUAAACGUUUAGUCGACACUAAGACUGUCAACAGGUCAAAGGAGACAGACAUCUUCGUAUUACCUUCAGUCGGGGUGUACUCAGUUGUCCUGUCUGCCUAUGACAAGGCAGGUAAUCACAGAAGUGCCAGACGGAUCCUGAUAUAUGAUGGUACGUCGACUGUAACAACUCAGGAUAAUAAAGAACUCCGUGUGACGACAGCAUCAGCAGCAACGUCAGAGUGGCAAACGACGUCAUCAACAGUGACAGUGGACUGGACCAACAGAUACAUCAACACAGUACAUCACAACAACAAGUGGCUCCAUGGGGUGGCUUCCAGUGGUGGUGUCGGCUCGGACUAUGAUGACAACGAGGGUGUCAGAAGUGUGGCUGCAACCAAAAAUGUUCAAGGUAUCACCAGUUUCCGAACAUCUUACAAAAUCGACCAUAAAGGGGGAUCGUACCUCACCAGACCACCGGCUGAUAACGUUUUCACAAAACAAGGUCUGAGUCAGUCACAAACAAUAACACCCUCAUUAGUGGAUGGGGACACCGUACGCUUCUGGGUGCAUGCCUAUGACAUCAAGUCGGAUGUGAAGGAAGAGCACGUGACAGUCCACAUCGACACAUCACCUCCAGUCAUAGAGUACCUGUGGCUCUCCAGAAACGACAGCCUCAACAUCAGCGUCUAUCGGGUGGAGGAACUUAAUGAUGUGAUAAUGGAAUGGGACAUGUCCGAUGAACACAGUGGAGUGGAAAUGGUGGAAUGGAGAAUCGUAGAAAAACGACAAGAUGAAGACAUUGUGCUGACUGUCCAUGACAUCUCUAUUCAAAGCCAUCGUACCAUGGAUGACUGCAACACCAUGUAUGACACAAGGGAUGGUAACUGUUAUUGUACUCCCGACGGCAGAUGUUAUCAUCCCCACUUCCAUGUGAAACCUUCACACGACGACAUAAGGGAAGUCAGGUCAGCUGAUGGAAAGGAAUACUGUUUUGAAGUCACAGUUACAAAUCAUGCUAAACUCAAAACUGAACAUGAAGUAAAGAUCACAAUGGACGCAAGCCCCCCUCAUUCUGGCAUUGUCCACGAUGGCCAGUCUGGGCACCCGGAAGUGGACUACCAGGACAGCCUACAACUCAAUGCCCACUGGGACGGGUUCUUUGACAACGAGAGCGCAAUCGCCUUUUAUCAGUACACCUUCGGUCCCAGAUGUUUACAAGGAGACCUGUUUGACCUAAAUAAAACCAAAAACAUGGAAUCAACACACUCGACCGAAGUCACAUGGACAGCACCUUCUUGUGGAAAGUUUUAUGUAACUGUUGUUGCUUAUAAUGGACCUCAGCAGAGAAGCGAUGCCGUUUGUUCUGAUGGAGUUGAGACGUGUAAAGCUAAUCCAGUGGUCGGAAAAACCCUUGUACCGAUAGUGUCGGGGACUGUGUCCGCCGUGGUUGCAGGUGCUGCCAUCAUCAUUGGAGUUGUUGUCUGGAAGAGGAAACAAAGACGUCAACCGGAGAAGACUGACCAAACUGUGUACUACAACAUAAGGCUACCAACACGUGUUAAACCUAAACAGAUAAAACCUCGGGCCAACAGAAGUCAACCUGAAGCCAGCUGCAGGACGUAUGACACGCUUGACUUCAACGCAGGCCCUGAUGAAGAAGCAUAUGGUUCUAUACAGAUUCGUGGGUCGGGUGAAACAAGCAUAUAUGAACCCAUUGAAAGUCCUAUAUAUGUAAACUGUGGCGGUACGUCGAGGUUUACACCACGCGUGACGUUCAACAGUACAUGAAAUGACAUAUACGAAGACGUCUGAACACAGAAUGUACUGCCACACAAACAUCACUCUCAAUCAUAAUCUUUGUUAAGAAAACAUAUACAAACCUCUGUUAAACAAGCGUGGGGAUACCAUGGUUUAAAAAAGUUCCAAGCAACCUAUGAUUGUAUUGGGCGCGACUCAAUUAAUCGGGUGCCCAGGCUUGUUCAUUGUGUGUCACUGUAACCCGACGACGUGGAUCUCUUCUCAUUAUGUCAAUCACUGGAUUGUCUAGAGCAGAUUCGAACAUUGUCACACAGCGGUCAAAUACAUGUACAUUUACCUGGAUACGGCUGAGGCUUACAAGAAACAAAUAGAGAAAUAUUAGUCUGGCAACUUUAAAUAACAAUGUUAUGUCGAGUGCCAUUAAAAUACAUGUAUCGGAUGGAUACAGAUAAAAUCAUAUCCCCUGGAAAGAAAACAUCCAACUGAUUCACCCAAGAUGCAAACCCUCAGCAAAAAUAUAGCGAUCUGUUUUGCUUAGUCUCUCAUUUCCCGACAGUCCUAAAUUACAGCAUCUCUAGACAAAAAUAACAAGGAUUACUGUAAAUACAUUGAUUCACUGGAAUCAUCGCGCACUGGACAAAAGUGCCAAGAAUAUUCGUUUUCGUAAACGUGGUCAUCUGUAUUUUGUCGGUAUUCGAAGAAGGGAAGCAUUUCUUUCAAGGUGUUUGUAUUUUUCUUUUUUGUUAGAUCUCCAUUUUUCUGGUCCUGCGAUACAGCAACUGCUCCACAACGAAUAUAUCAAUGGAGUGAGUUUACUGGGAAAUGCACUUUUGGAAAAUGCUCAAAAUUACGAACCAGGUAUUACACAUAAUUUGACACACAAUAGUCGUAUUCUCGACAAUGAAACGGCUUUUCAAAACAAACAAUAUUUUCUGCUACCUGCCCACCCCUUCUACAAUUGUGCAUCGACGUCGACAUUCACAAUAAUGAAUCACAUUAACCUUCACAACUUGCUGAUUAUUGUUGGAACUGCGCGCCCAUUGAACGUAAGGCGAUUAAUAUAUGUUGAUAUGGUCAUAUGAUAUAAUAUGACGUUUUUAUCACUUUGAGAUUGCAUAAUUAUUAAUGGAGAACCAGAGACUUUGAAAUGCAAAUGUAGAAUACCCUAAUUAUAUAUAUACGUUUUCAAACUAAACUUGUUAAACUUGUGUUAAAUAGAGAUUUUUUGGUAUUUGUCACCUUAAGGAUUUUCAGUAUAGCUCCGUGCACCGGCUCGUUAGUAUUUUUAAUAUCUGUUAACCAAAAUAUUAAUAGCCAGUUGUUUUUAAUGGUAUAAUCAUAUCGCGAUAUUCUUUCUCUGUUUUAGUGUCAUAUUGUUUACACGAGCCAUGUCUUUGUUAUCACAUCCAUUCCAAUAGCUGUAUUUCCCCACAGCUGACUUCACCUCCCUCUCCUUAAUCCAGUUGGUUUUAUCGUCAUCUUGACCUUUUUUAUAUAUGAAAACACACACUUGCGCACACGCACACGCACACGCACACGCACUGUGUUUAUAUUAACUGGACAUAGACAUAUUCAGUACAGUAUUCACUUAAUGGAAGGGCAAGGGGUUGCCUAGAAAAGGCGUAACAAACAAUACAGAAGUCAAAUAAAAUAGAAUUACUAAGUCGACUUGAAGUUCACCCAGAUGCAGUGGUAAUCUACGUUGUAUUAUACAGCUACCAUAAACGAGCUGUGCAACUACAACAUUAUGUGUUAUUGGUAAUAACGUCGGAUUGACAGAAGUAUUCAUCUACCCAUCUACUUGCUCAACGUCAUGGUUUGUUUCAAAGGUCGAACGAAUUCUUAAAGAUCAAUUUAUUCACAAGUAGCGGGAAAAUAUUCUAUGGAGUUCCAAAGGUAUAUAUUACCAACAUUUUAAAAUGUUUCCAAAAUUUGAAAAUGUUCUAUUACUUCCGAAAUACUGUGUAUUACCAAUUCCAUAAUUUCACAUAUCAAAUCAUUAUUCACAAAUCAUUCCCAGGGCGCUCUUAUAUCUUGCCUACUAUGUGUGAAUUACCAAGAUCUGUUCACCUAAACUUUUGUGUCCAGAUUCACUGUACAUUAUUACGUAAAUGUGUCUAAAUCACUUUAGUAUGUUUCCAUUAUUAUCUAUAUUGAAUAACUAUUUGUGUUGUAUAUAUACUCUUGUACAACCGUUUUUGGGUGCUUUUGUGAAAAUAAA